Cuscuta epithymum is the source of this 1696-nucleotide messenger RNA. The record is from the annotation of a GenBank genome assembly. Lineage: Eukaryota; Viridiplantae; Streptophyta; Magnoliopsida; Solanales; Convolvulaceae.
CCCAAUUUUCACCCAUCUAUGCUGUCCCCAACCUACUUCCUUUCCUGACCAUCAAUUUCGAUCUCCGACGUUGUUUUGGGCGGAGGAAGCAAGAACUCGACGAGCGUCCCGGCCGGAGGGCUGAUAGAUAGGCCACGCAGUCAGAUUCUCUGAUCGGAGAAUCCACGAAAACGAUGAAUCGACUUUUGUGGAUUCCGCUGCUGAUUCUGGGUCUGAUGGCAUCUCACUGCUACGCUCAGAAUUGUUCCGGUCACGUCUUCUCCAACAACGCCAGAUUCGCCGCCUGCAACAAUCUCCCCGUCCUCAACUCCUUCCUCCACUGGACCUACCACAGCGGCAACCACACCGUCGACAUCGCCUACCGCCAGACCAAUGUCGCCGCCUCCACCUGGGUGGCUUGGGCACUCAAUCUCGUCGGAACGAAGAUGCCCGGCGUGCAGUGCCUGGUGGCCGUUCCUAACGCCGCCGGCGGCUUCCGCGCUUACACUUCCCCUGUCUCCGGCUACUCCACUCAGCUUGCGCAGGGCAAUCUGAGCUUCGGCGUUCCCAGACUCUCAGUCCAGUCCGCCAACCAAGAGGUCGUCAUAUUCGCCACCCUCGUUCUCCCUGCCAACCGGACCAGUUUCACCACCGUCUGGCAAAGGGGGCCCUUCUCCGGCAACACCCCUGGAAUUCACGCUAUGACCAACGCCAACAAACAAUCUAUUCAGAUAGUCAAUUUCGCCACAGGCCAGACCACCGCCGGUGGAACUGGAGUCACGUCUGUUAUGCGCAGAAGAAACAUUCAUGGUGUGUUGAACGCCAUCAGCUGGGGUAUACUGAUGCCCAUAGGCGCGAUGAUUGCAAGAUACGUGAAGGUGAUCCCAUCAGCCGACCCGGCCUGGUUCUAUCUACACGCUGCCUGCCAAUCCUCCGGCUACGUCAUAGGCGUAGCCGGUUGGGGCACGGGACUAAAGCUGGGUUCAGAAUCCAAGGGAAUUACCUUCAAGACCCACAGAUGCAUCGGCAUCAUCCUCUUCUGCCUUGCCACUAUUCAGUUAACCGCGUUGUUUUUGAGACCGAAAAAGGACCACAAAUAUCGACCGCAGUGGAAGUACUUCCAUACCAUCGUGGGGUACACGACGAUUGCGCUGAGCAUCACCAACGUGUACAAGGGAUUUGAUGCAUUGGGCAGGGAGGAUAAUUGGAAGAAGGCGUACACCGGGGUGAUCAUUGCCUUAGGCGUUGUGGCUGUUCUCUUGGAAGCCUUCACAUGGUACAUUGUGUUGAAGAGGAAGAAGAGCGAGGAUAAACGGAACACCAGCUAUGAAGGCAACAGACACAAUCCUAGCACAGUCUAGCUGCAUAAUACAUUCCUUAGAUGAUUAUUACUGUCUAUGUAUACACGCAUUGAUCUUUGUUAUUGAGGCCGCAGUAGUUUUACAUGUUCCAUCUUAGCUGCGCUUUUUGCUUAUUUUCCCCCCUUUUGUGCUAUAUACAUAUUCUUGGGGUUAGCUGCGGUGUGUUAGAAUCAUUUUUUAUGUAUGACUUCAGUAGUCUGGAGACUUUGAUUUGGAUUUUGGAGUAAUAUCUUAGCACACUGAUGAUCCCGUGAAAUACUCUUGCUUGCUUUAUUUUUUUUAGUAUCAAUCUUUUUUAUGUAUGAUUUUGGGUUAUUACCUUGGCACAUUUUUUGUUUGGCUUGGUCUUAUACGCG